Molecule: messenger RNA, 1974 nt
Organism: Syngnathus acus (greater pipefish)
Lineage: Eukaryota; Metazoa; Chordata; Actinopteri; Syngnathiformes; Syngnathidae
Gene: srp54
Product: signal recognition particle 54
Exons: 17
Coding region: 239-1753 (504 amino acids)
Biological process (GO): SRP-dependent cotranslational protein targeting to membrane; SRP-dependent cotranslational protein targeting to membrane, translocation
Cellular component (GO): cytosol; signal recognition particle, endoplasmic reticulum targeting
Molecular function (GO): GTP binding; ATP hydrolysis activity; 7S RNA binding
Source: RefSeq, a predicted model, not a curated record
CGUAACGAAGAAGGAAAGACCACGCUAACUUCCGGAUUUGUGCACUGAUGACGAGCAGCCUGAGCUAGCAACGGUGACGCAGGCACAAACGAAGUCGGGAGUGAAAACGUUUCAGUGUACUGAAAGGGUUGGUGCCCUCAUAUUGUCAGCUGACCCGCUUGGUCGAGCGUCCUCCGCCGCCCAUAUAGGCGCAAGCGUGUAACGCGGACGGUGCGGGCGCGCAGCAUCAGACGUCAUCAUGGUGCUCGCCGAUCUGGGACGCAAGAUCACAUCGGCGCUGAGGUCCCUCAGCAAUGCCACCAUCAUCAAUGAAGAGGUCCUCAACUCCAUGCUGAAGGAGGUGUGCGCCGCCCUCCUGGAGGCCGAUGUCAACAUCAAGCUGGUCAAGCAGCUGCGAGAGAACGUCAAGGCCGCCAUCGACCUGGAGGAGAUGGCGUCGGGUCUGAACAAGAGGAGGAUGAUCCAGCACGCCGUCUUCAAGGAGCUGGUCAAGCUGGUGGACCCUGGCGUGAAGGCCUGGAUGCCCUCCAAAGGCAAGAACAACGUCAUCAUGUUUGUGGGCCUGCAGGGCAGCGGCAAGACCACAACUUGCUCCAAGCUGGCGUAUUACUACCAGCGCAAAGGCUGGAAGACGUGCCUCAUAUGUGCCGACACAUUCCGAGCCGGCGCUUUCGAUCAGCUCAAGCAGAACGCCACCAAGGCCAGGAUACCCUUCUACGGCAGUUACACAGAAAUGGAUCCAGUGGUGAUCGCUGCGGAGGGCGUGGACAAGUUCAAAGGCGAGAACUUUGAGAUCAUCAUCGUAGACACCAGCGGACGCCACAAACAGGAAGACUCGCUCUUCGAGGAGAUGCUGCAAGUCUCCAACGCCGUGCAACCCGACAACAUCGUCUACGUGAUGGACGCGUCCAUUGGUCAGGCCUGCGAGUCUCAGGCCAAAGCCUUCAAAGACAAAGUGGACGUGGCCUCAGUCAUCGUCACCAAGCUGGACGGCCACGCCAAAGGAGGCGGAGCUCUCAGCGCGGUGGCGGCAACCCGCAGUCCCAUCAUCUUUAUCGGCACGGGCGAGCAUAUUGACGACUUCGAACCCUUCAAGACACAGCCGUUCGUCAGCAAGCUCCUCGGCAUGGGUGACAUUGAGGGCCUGAUCGACAGAGUCAACGAACUCAAGCUGGAUGACAACGAGGAGCUGAUCGACAAGCUCAAACACGGCCAGUUCACCCUCAGAGACAUGUAUGAGCAGUUCCAGAACAUCAUGAAGAUGGGGCCCUUUGGACAGAUCAUGGGUAUGAUUCCAGGCUUCGGAACGGACUUCAUGAGCAAAGGAAACGAGCAGGAAUCCAUGGCCAGGCUGAAGAAACUCAUGACCAUCAUGGACAGCAUGAACGACCAAGAGUUGGACAGCAAGGAUGGCGCCAAGCUGUUCAGCAAGCAAGCAAACCGCAUCCAACGGGUGGCCCGCGGGGCGGGCGUGGCCACGCGGGACGUCCAAGAACUUCUCACCCAAUACACCAAGUUCGCCCAGAUGGUCAAGAAGAUGGGCGGCAUCAAAGGCCUGUUUAAAGGAGGUGACAUGUCCAAGAACGUCAACCCUUCACAGAUGGCCAAGCUCAACCAGCAGAUGGCCAAGAUGAUGGACCCCCGUGUGCUUCACCAUAUGGGUGGCAUGCAAGGCCUGCAGUCGAUGAUGCGCCAGUUCCAGCAGGGGGCGGCAGGAAACAUGAAAGGCAUGAUGGGAUUCAACAACAUGUGAGCUGCACGGAUGCCACCGCGACAACCAGCGUCCUCUGGAUGGAAGAGCUUUUUUUUUUUAAAUUCCAUGAAGAUGCUGUGUCUCGGCUGGACGAUGGGCGUGGCAAAUAAACUUUCUAUUGGUCCAUUAAUCUGGUCCUGCAAUCGGAGGUCAUGUGAGCUGAGUGGUCAUAAAUCAUGAAAGUUUUCACAAUGAAAUAAAUUUUCCAUUCUCAAAUCGGC